Felis catus (domestic cat) is the source of this 1307-nucleotide messenger RNA. Its product is annotated as transcription termination factor 1-like. The record is from RefSeq and is a predicted model, not a curated record. NCBI's taxonomy places the organism in Eukaryota, Metazoa, Chordata, Mammalia, Carnivora, Felidae.
GCCGAGGCGGGGCCGGAAGCGACGCACGGCCACUUCCGCUUCCGCAAGAACGGCGCUUCCGGAUCGGGAGAAAGGUGGCGGCGCCGUGGGAGUUUCCCUACAGGAACAGAAUGGAAGGAGGACCGAGCAGAUUGGAAAUUCACACCCCAGUAUUUGACAAGAAAAAGAAAAAAUACUCUGUAUAUAAGGAAGGACACCUAAGGAGUUCCCAUGAAAGUUUCAGAGACACUCCUCUGACAAGCGAACAGCGUCACAUAACCAAGAGUAAAAAAAAGAGAAAGGAUUUCCAGCAUUUUCAUUCUUCCCCUUUGCAAAAAUCAGAAAUUUGCGAGGAGACUGAAAAGACCACUUCUAUACCCAAAAAGAAUAAAAAGAGAAGACAGAAGGCUUUGGGGGUAGAUGAGGAAACAGGCGUGGUGUACGUCCUGGUGGAUAAAGAAAAUAUCAAGGACACGCCGAAGAAUUUUAGGAGCGACGUCGAUGUCGUGUACGUGGACACGAGCAAGGAACAAAAGCCAACACAAGAGCCUGACGCAGACGAACCACAGUCCGUUCCUAAGUCACAUGCAAAUGAGUCCGAAGAACCGCAUCAUAAAGUCAGGGAGAAAAAGAGUAAAAAACAUCGGAAGAAAGCGGCAUUGGGCGAUGCUGUGCAGGAAAGCCCGCGUGCGAGCCUGCCCCUGCCCGAGGUGGAACCACCCCAGCCAGAAGCCCUUUCCGUGGGCCCAGAGGGCGAAAUUGCCCAGCUGCCAAUACCCGCAGGUAAAAAAAAGUCUAAGAAAAAAAAGAGAAAAAUUUCACACAACCAGGAAUCUGAGGCAGUGCCCGAGCCUGAGGGUCUGGAGAACGUGCACUCCGAAGGAUGUCGAGGGGUCAGUGGUGUAAAGAAAAAGUCUAAGAAACGGAAGCGAAGCUCUGCUGAAAGCCCCGUAGCGCCUGGUGGGGAGUUUUCAGCGCUCGCUGCCAGCUUGGAGGACGCGCACUUUGAUUCACUGCAGGGAAAUGGCACCUUGAUUGAAGAAAGGGAGGAGCCCAGGCCACGGGAGGAGAAAACCCAGGCCUGUAUGGAAGAGGUGCAGAGGUAACGGGGGAAUGUUGUGUCUUUCGAUGUGUGUCUUCUGUGUGAGUUCUGCCUGUGACCUCUUUAUCUAGCAUGUUCGUGGCAAGCUCCGACAUCCCUCCUUGCUUUCACACUGUCCUGGUCUGAAGUGAGGGUCACUUUAAGCACUUGAAAGCCACCGGGGCAAGCGACGCGUUCACGUGAGUCCGUCCGAUCUUGUCCGUAGGUUGGAACCUACAAACGAAGA